Molecule: messenger RNA, 264 nt
Organism: Peronospora matthiolae
Lineage: Eukaryota; Oomycota; Peronosporomycetes; Peronosporales; Peronosporaceae
Source: the annotation of a GenBank genome assembly
AUGUUGAAAAGUAUAAGAUCUUCGGACGCAACCAUUCCACUUGCUGAUCUUGAUGCGUCACAGUUAACUUGCACUGUUGAGCUGAUGGAAAGACCUGGAUCAAUGAACCGAGCAUUGUGCUUGAGUUCUCGCGUGUACGUAGCCCUGUUUUACGAGCAUCCGUCGUGGAUACUGCCCAUGCGUAAUUCCAAGACUCGGACAACUUGUGACAGAGCGUCUGCGGUGUUUUUGGCCGCUCUAGAUCAGCAGCACUCGUUACCCUGA